Molecule: messenger RNA, 8980 nt
Organism: Carassius gibelio (silver crucian carp)
Lineage: Eukaryota; Metazoa; Chordata; Actinopteri; Cypriniformes; Cyprinidae
Gene: zanl
Product: zonadhesin, like
Exons: 51
Coding region: 56-8752 (2898 amino acids)
Cellular component (GO): membrane
Molecular function (GO): protein binding
Source: RefSeq, a predicted model, not a curated record
AAACAGCUUUCUCACUUCUGUCUUACUGAACCUAACACCAUCCAUUAAUCCAGACAUGGGACACCUGGAGUUAAUUCUACUGUUAACAUGGAUAACAGGUUGCUUUACCAUAGACAACAAUGCAAAUAGAUUUGGAGUGACAGAGAGAGAUGCAGCGUUGGCCUCUUGUGAUUUCAACCAAAAUGAAGAACCGUUCUGCAACUUCCAACAAGACACCGCAGAUAAUGGUGACUGGACGCGUCACACUGGACCCACCCCCACCCCUGGAACUGGGCCCGAUGGAGACUAUCCGGAUGGAACUGGCUAUUACAUAUAUCAUGAGGCAGACAACUCUGUAAAUGGACAGAAAAUACGCUUUCUCAGCCCAGUUAUUAGUAGUGGACCUUCUGAGAUCUGUGUACAGUUCUUCUACUACAUGUAUGGCUCUGACAGCAAUAACACCCUGACUGUGUUGGCCAAACGUCCCCACUCUGAGGAACAAAUGUGGCAAAAAACUGGAAUACAGAGCCCGUCAUGGCUUGAAGCCUCUGUCACUGUGCCCAUACCAGCAGGACAGACUGCUCAGAUUGUGUUUCAAGCAAAGCGUGGGCUCUCCUCAUCAUGUGACACUGCCCUGGAUAACAUUGUUAUCACUGAGGGAGCAUGUGCUGGCUGUAUAGCUGGGUGUGAUUUUGAUGAUAAUGAUAAAUGCGGCUGGAAAAAUGUGGUACCUAAUGAUAACAUUUUUGGUUGGGAGCUUUGGACUGGACAGACAGAGACACCAGACACUGGCCCUGAUGAUGACUUCUCCAAACCAGGAUUGGGGUCAUACCUGUUAAUGGACUCCAGCUAUAGUAUUGAAGGAGAAUCCGCUCAGCUCUGGAGUCCCUCUACCUCAGCCUCUGGUUGCCUACAAUUGGACUUCCAUUACUACAUGUAUGGCAGUGCCACCAACAUGGAGCUAAAUGUCUAUGCAAUCACCAACGGUGGAGCACUUGGAUCCCCUAUUUUCCGCCUCAGAGGAAAUCAAGGUCAGGCCUGGAAGCCUGCAACCGUUCGCUACAUUGGUUCAGCUGAUUCAGUGGAGUUUGUAAUUGUAGGUGUUUAUGGUGAAACACACAAGACAGAUAUUGCAGUUGACAGUGUCUGCGUUACCACUUGUACAGCAACUCCAACAACACCGAAGCCAUCCCCACCCCAACCCACUACACCUAAACCAACGACAUCAGGUCCAUCAUCCCCUAAACCGUCUACACCUCAACCUACUUCACCUAAACCAACGACACCAGGUCCAUCUUCACCUAAUCCGUCUACACCCCAACCUACUUCACCUAAACCAACGACAUCAGGUCCAUCAUCCCCUAAACCGUCUACACCCCAACCUACUUCACCUAAACCAACGACACCAGGUCCAUCUUCACCUAAUCCGUCUACACCCCAACCUACUUCACCUAAACCAACGACACCAGGUCCAUCAUCCCCUAAACCGUCUACACCUCAACCUACUUCACCUAAACCAACGACACCAGGUCCAUCUUCACCUAAUCCAUCUACACCCCAACCUACUUCCCCUAAACCAACGACAUCAGGUCCAUCAUCCCCUAAUCCGUCUACACCUCAACCUACUUCACUUAAACCAACGACACCAGGUCCAUCAUCCCCUAAACCGUCUACACCUCAACCUACUUCACCUAAACCAACGACACCAGGUCCAUCAUCCCCUAAUCCGUCUACACCUCAACCUACUUCACUUAAACCAACGACACCAGGUCCAUCAUCCCCUAAACCGUCUACACCCCAACCUACUUCACCUAAACCAACAACACCAGGUCCAUCAUCCCCUAAACCAUCUACACCCCAACCUACUUCACCUAAACCAACGACACCAGGUCCAUCAUCCCCUAAACCGUCUACACCUCAACCUACUUCACCUAAACCAACGACACCAGGUCCAUCAUCACCUAAUCCAUCUACACCCCAACCUACUUCACCUAAACCAACAACAUCAGGUCCAUCAUCCCCUAAACCGUCUACACCCCAACCUACUUCACCUAAACCAACGACACCAGGUCCAUCAUCCCCUAAACCGUCUACACCCCAACCUACUUCACCUAAACCAACGACAUCAGGUCCAUCAUCCCCUAAACCGUCUACACCCCAACCUACUUCACCCAAACCAACAACACCAGGUCCAUCAACUCCUAAACCAACAACACCUAAGCCAACUACUCCAGGACCAACACCACCAGUGAUCUGCCCUCCAGACUCUGAGUACAUUGAUUGUGGCCCAGCCUGUAUUCCUACCUGUGCAGAACCCUCCACCAACUGCUCUGGUUCAUGUAUAAGCGGCUGCUUCUGUAAACCAGGAUUUGUUUUCCGUGGGAGACGCUGUGUUCCUAUUGAGCAGUGUGGAUGUCUGGAUGAAGAAAACAAUUACUUUGAGCCUGGUGAGAUCAUAUUUGGAGAUGGCUGUUCCAAGUUGUGUCGCUGUGCUGGCAACUACACCUUCGACUGUGUGGACAACACCUGUGAUCCUGUGACAGAAGAAUGUCGGGAGGUUGGUGGAGUGUAUGGCUGCUACCCUAAAGGAACCUCCACCUGUAUUGCCUCUGGUGAUCCCCAUUAUAACACCUUUGAUAACCGGCGCUAUGACUUCAUGGGAAACUGUUCUUACCUGAUGUCCGAACGUUGUAACAGCACAGAUGUGCCUUACUUCGCUGUAUACACAGAUAAUGAGAAUCGCUACAACAAUCCUCAUAUCAGCUAUGUAAAAGCAGUUCAUGUCCAUGCGCUGGGAGUCGUAGUGUCCAUUCUGAAAGGAGGAACUGUUCAAGUCAAUAGAACCAAUGUGAACAUUCCUCUGAGUCCUGUCAGUGGUGUUGACAUUUUUAUGUCUGGCAAGCAUUACACAGUGGCCUUGAACUUUGGAGUAACCAUACGUUAUGACGGAAACCACUAUAUGGACAUUAAAGUUAUCAAGGACUAUAAGGACCAACUUUGCGGACUGUGUGGGGAUUACAACGGAGACCCUCAGGAUGACUUCCAGACCCCAACUGGUGAACUGGUCCAAAGCCCCAAUGACUUUGGCCACAGCUGGAACACAGACCCUGAGUGUAACAAAACAGAUGUUGGCCCAUCUCCAGGCUGUACAGAUGCUGAGCAGGAGUUGUAUGAAGGGCCUGCUUACUGUGGUAUAAUUUUGAACAGCAAUGGCCCAUUUGCUGCUUGCCAUCCAAAAGUCAACCCCAAUGGUUUCUUCCAAGAUUGUUUGUUUGAUGUUUGUGAGCUGGAUGGUGCUCAAUCUGCUUUGUGUGAAGCAAUAGAGUCCUAUGUCAAUGAAUGUCAGGACCGUGGAGUCACAAUUGGACCCUGGAGAAACAGCACCUUCUGUCCUCUAAAAUGCCCACCCAACAGUCACUUUGAAUCAUGCGCACCAGUUUGCCAGCCUUCCUGCAGUCCAUUUCCACCAAGUCAGUGCAGCGGGCCUUGUUCUGAAGGAUGUGUUUGUGACCCUGGAUAUAUCCUCAGUGCUGGCCAGUGCGUGAAAGAAGAAACAUGUGGUUGCAGCUAUAAUGGAAAUUACUAUAAGCCAGGUGAAGAGUUCUACACUAAGGACUGUGAGCUACUGUGUAAGUGCGCCCCCCCAUUUGUUUCCUGUAAAGCUGCUGUCUGUCCACCAAUGGAACAAUGUGGAGAACAGGGUGGUGUAAUUGGGUGUUACCCAAAAGAAUCUCAAGACUGUAUUAUCUCUGGUGAUCCUCAUUAUAACACUUUCGAUGGCAAAUACUACAGCUACAUGGGCACUUGCACCUACACUCUGGCCCGCACCUGCCAAAACAACACUGGCCCCUGGUUCUCCAUAGAGGGUAAGAAUGAAGAGAGAGGAGUUUCUGGCGUUUCUUACCUGAGGAAACUGUACGUGACUGUUGAUGGCAUCACUGUGACACUGAUGAAAAACAAGAGAACUCUGGUGAAUGGACUCAGGGUGUCUCUCCCUCACUCCCCAUCUCCACUCAUUUCGGUGUCUCUUGCUGGACAUUAUGUAAUCCUCACAACUCCGUUUGGCCUGGGGGUGCAGUGGGACGGCAACCAUUAUGUCAAGAUCUCAGUUCCUAGUUCCUACUAUGACCAGAUGUGUGGCCUAUGCGGAGACUACGAUGGAAACCCCAAUAAUGAUUUCACUAAGCCGGAUGGCUCCCAAACCGACAGCUCCAAUCAGUUUGGUGACAGCUGGCAAACUGAUGAGGAUGAGGAUGCAACGUGCAAGCCGGACCCCGGGCCUCAACCACCAUGCGAUCCUAAGCUGGAGGGUGUGGUGUCAAACCCAGAGAACUGUGGAAGAAUAAAUGACACAAACGGAGCAUUUAGGGACUGCAUAAAUGUGGUGGACCCCUUGCCUUUCUUCCUGAGCUGUGUGUUUGAUAUGUGCCAUUAUCAGGGUCUGCAGCAGGUCCUUUGUGACCAGCUUCAGGCUUACACUGAUGUUUGCCUGAGUGCAGGUGCUCCUGUCUAUCAGUGGAGGGAACCAGACUUCUGCCCUCUGGAAUGCCCUCCAAACAGCCACUACUCCAUAUGUGUGAGCUCCUGUCCGGAGACAUGUCUGGGUAUCAAUGGACCAUCGGGCUGCAGUGAGAAGUGUGUUGAAGGCUGUGAUUGUGACAGUGGCUUUAUCCUCAGUGACAACAAAUGUGUUCCUCUUAAAGACUGCGGCUGUGUGGACUCCUCAGGCUCCUACCAUCCAGUAAAUGAGAGCUGGUAUCUGGAGGGCUGUACACAGAAGUGUGCAUGUGAGGGUGGAGGAAAUAUUCACUGUUACAACACCAGCUGUCUUCCUACUGAGAGCUGCCAACUUCAAGAUGGAGACUAUGGCUGCAAACCACUUGGUACAGGCAUUUGCUCAGUUUCUGGCGACCCUCAUUAUAACACUUUUGAUGAUAAAGUACAUCACUUCAUGGGUGCCUGUUCUUACACUCUCACUAAGCCCUGUAAUGAGACCUCAGGCUUGCCAUACUUUUCUGUGGAGACACAGAACGAGCACAGAGACAAUAAUAAGAAAGUGUCUUAUGUAAGAUCUGUCAUCAUCAAUGUGCAUGACACAACCGUCAUUUUGAGCAAGGGGCGCAAGGUUCAGAUGAAUGGAGUUCAGGUCACUGUGCCUGUCACGCUGUCAAAUGGUGUUAAGAUCUUCCUAAGUGGAAAAUUUGUUGUGCUUGAGACAGACUUCGGAUUGCGUGUCCGUUUUGAUGGAAACCAUCAUGCAGAUGUCACCUUGCCUUCCUCCUACAGUGGACUGUUAUGUGGACUCUGUGGAAACUAUAAUGGUAAUCCUAAUGAUGACAACAUCAAGUCAAAUGGAAUGCAAACAGACAGCACCAAUGAGCUUGGAGAAAGCUGGCAGGUUCCUGACGACAGACCAGAUUGUACUCAUGGUGGAGGAGACAUUGAAUGUGAUGAGAAGAUUGAGAGUGAAGCACAGAAGCUUACUAGCUGUGGCAUGAUCACAGAUCCCAAUGGAAUCUUCAAGCCAUGUCAUGCGGUGGUGCCUCCCAGUCCUUACUUUGAGAACUGUGUCUUUGAUCAGUGUGGCACUGGUGGCGCCACAGUGGCACUGUGCCAAGCUAUUCAAAGCUAUGCUGACCUGUGCGCUCAAGCUGGGGUGCCAAUUAACUGGAGGAAUAACACCUUCUGCCCUAUUAAAUGUCCGGUUGGCAGUCACUAUGAGCCAUGUGGUUCAGCCUGUCCAGCCAGCUGUCAGGACCCUGGAUCUGAAGGCAGCUGUUUUGAGCCCUGUGUUGAGGGAUGUGUGUGUGACCCUGGUUUUGUCCUCAGCGGGGACAAGUGUGUGCCCUUCAGCGAGUGUGGAUGCACUGACAAAGACAACAACUAUAGGCCUGUUGGAGACAGCUGGUUCACGAAAGAUGAUUGCACAGAGCGCUGUGUUUGUUCACCUUUCAAUACAGUGACAUGCGAGGCAUGGCAAUGUGGUCCCGCUCAGGAAUGUAAGGUCAAUGAUGGUGAACUAGGCUGUGUGAACACAGGAGUGGGCAUUUGUCACAUUGCUGGUGAUCCUCACUACUACACUUUUGAUGGCAUCAUGCACACCUACAUGGGUACCUGCACUUACACGCUGGUGGCGAUAUGCAACACCUCUAUGGUGACACCCUUCACUAUUGUGGCCAAGAACGAAGAGCGUGGCCAACCAGAAGCUUCGUAUGUUCGCUCUGUGACUGUCUACCUGCCCACUACCAACAUCACCAUCAGCAAGAAUGGCAGAGUACUGAUGAAUGAACGCAGGAUAAAGACCCCCUAUGACAUCAGUUCAGCCAAUGCACGGGUGUUCACCAGUGGAGUAAACACCGUACUGGACACUGACUUCGGCCUGAUUGUGAAGUUUGAUGGAGUGCACCAUAUUGAAAUCACAGUGCCUGGAGACUAUUUCAACAAGGUAUGUGGAAUGUGUGGUAACUACAACGGAGAUUCCUCUGAUGACAACUUGAUGCCUGAUGGGAAACCAGCCAAAAAUGACACUGAACUUGGUAACAGCUGGAAGGCAGAGGGAGACAGUGAUCCUGGGUGCAAACCUGAUGAACGGCCUGAUGACAAACCCAACUGCAACAAGAAUGAAGAAGAGAUCUACAAGUCGCAGUGUGCGGCAUCUAUCCUGUCUGAUCUCUUCAAGCCCUGUCACUCUCUCAUUCCUCCAGAAUCUUUCCUGGGGAACUGCAUCUAUGACAUGUGCGAGUAUGACGGCAUGCAGUCGACUCUGUGCGAUAACAUUGAAGCUUACGCCCAGGCCUGUCAUAGCGCUGGAGUCACGAUCAGCUGGAGAAACAGCAGCUUCUGUCCUCUCCCGUGCCCACCAAACAGUCACUAUUCUGAGUGCACAGCUCCUUGUCCUCCAACUUGUGCCGAUCUCUUCCCCGUAUUCUGCCCAUUACCGCCUAAUAGUUGUGUCGAAGGCUGCCAGUGCAAUGGAGGUUUUGUGCUAAGUGAUGGCAAGUGUGUUCCUCUCUCAAGCUGUGGAUGUGUUGACAGCAGCGGAGAGUAUCAUGAUGUGGGAGAUUCAUGGAUAAGUGACCACUGUGAACAGAGGUGCAGCUGCAGCCUUGGAGGAGUGCUGUCCUGCACAUCCUUUGAAUGCAAUGACAACUCGAUCUGUGAUCUUGACAGCAAUGGAGACCGUUACUGCAAACCUGAGAAAUUCGAUGACUGCAAUAUUGCUGGGGACCCUCACUAUCAUACCUUUGACGGAUACAAUCACCACUACCAGGGAGCGUAUACCUAUGUGUUAACUCAGAACACCACUCUGCCCAGCUCCCUCACCCCUUUCAUAGUCCGCGGCAAAAACCAGCGGCAGGGAGGCAUCAGCCGGGUGUCACUCCUGCGCGAGGUCUAUGUGGACGUGUACGGCAUUUCUGUUCGCAUGCAGCAGAAGAAGAAAGUCCUGGUUGAUGGAGAAAAGGUUGGUCUACCGUUCAGUCCUGUACGUGGAGUUAACAUCAAAACAAAGUCUCGCUAUGUGAUGCUCACAACUGACUUUGGCCUUUCUGUGCGCUUUGAUGGCAAUGCUCAAGCAGUGGUGAGUCUACCAAGUGUAUACAGAUCUCGUGUGCUCGGUCUGUGCGGUAAUUAUGAUGGAAACAACCGUAACGAGUACACAAAACCAGACGGCAAAGUUACCCGCAACCUCAAUGAGUUUGGAGACAGCUGGAAGGUGACUGACAGACAGGCAGGUCUUCGUACCACAUCAAUACCAAUGAGGGUGCACCUACACAAGCGUGAAGUGGAGGCCGAUCCAGAUUCAGGGUUUGAUACGACAGGCUGCACAAAUGCUCUGCUGGAGGAGCUGAAUGGGAAUAAAAUGUGUGGGGCUCUCAGUGACCCUGCUGGUCCUUUCACUGCCUGUCAUGCUGUGAUCGCUCCGGAUGUCUUCCAAGAGGAUUGUGUGUUUGACCUGUGUGCUGAACAGGGCAGUGAAGAGCUGCGCUGUGAAAAUUACGCCGUCUACGCUCGGGCUUGCCAAGAUCUGGGUGUCGCACUAGGGCCGUGGAGACAAGAACUGAAUUGUGGUCUGCAGUGUGGGCCCAACAGCACUUACUCCUCCUGUAUGACUCCAUGCCCGGCGUCCUGUGCAGAUUUGGCAGCUCCCUCUGAGUGUGAGCAAACACAUUGUGUGGAGGGUUGUCAGUGCGCCUCCGGCUUUGUCCUGAGUGACCAAGACUGUGUGCCUUACAGCGAGUGUGGAUGCAAGUACCUCGAUCGCUACUAUCAGUUAAAGGAGACAUUUGUGACAGAGGACUGUUCACAGAGUUGUGAAUGUUCUACCACUGGUGCUGUGUGUCGAGCAAAGGGCUGUGGAGAAAACGAGAUCUGCACGGUGUACGACACCAAACGAGACUGUUAUAAAUCGAGUCCAUGUUUGAGCUCACCCUGUCAGAAUGAUGGUACCUGUGUAAAUAAACCAGAUGGUUCUGGUUAUACCUGCACAUGCACUGAAGGUUUUGAGGGCACAAACUGUGAGCUCUUAAAAAUCCCCUCUGAUGGAGGCCUAGGUCAAACAGCUAUUAUCUUGAUCGGAGUCCUUGUGCCGCUUGGCGUCAUCCUCAUAGUCACAGCAACUGUGUGCAUUUACAAAAAGUGCAGCCACAAAAAGAUGAGUUACGAUACAAUUAAAUUUGAGCUGAACAAAAAGACAGAUCAUUCUUAUAAAACUCUUGAUGAGAGUAAGAAGCAGGGAACACAGAACAGUGGAAUGAAGGCUACUACAUUCUGAAGCAAAACCUCCAUUUUUAGACGAUGAUUUCUGGACGAGAGUUUGUUUAUAUUUAUUCAUUUUAAACGUCUUUGUGGAAUAUGUGAACUAACUGUCAAAACCUUUCCGUUACUUAUUUGUAAACUUCAUUGUAAAUUUUGAUAUAAGCCGUGUUUUGAUUUGGGGAAUGAGUGCAUUUAUUAAAUGCCUGUGAGCAUCUGACAUUAAAUAAAUUCUAUUUUCUUCAUA